AUGGGGAGAUCGGAGCCUCCAUUCCUUUAUGAUCGUCCCUCUACGUACAGCUUCCAUGGCCCGACCGACCCCGGUUUCAACCCCAAAGCCGUGACGCAGGCGAGCCGGGUCCACGCGCAGCCCAAGCCCAAGCAAAAAGGCCCGCUACUGAAUUUCAACCGGCAUCCAGACUCGUGGACCACCAGCCGCGACGUAUCAGCAUGGACGCCGAUGCACUCCAACACCAAGAACAGGGUCAAGUAUACCCGCGGCACUCAACUCGGGUUGCGAGUACUCACCUUGUUGGGUGCUCUCGCUUCCUUAUUCUGCUCCAUCGUCAUUAAAAACGUCUCGACGACCGCCCUUUGGAUCAUUCGGGCUGGACCCAUUGCUGCAAUCUUGCACACUAUCUACGGCAUCUAUCAUCUUUCUCGCUCCCCCGUCACCCGCCCCCCUGCUUCGCAAGCCAGCUAUGGACUAUUCGCCUCCACGCUCGAUGCGGGAUUGAUCCCAUUCUAUGCGUUUACCGCAUUCAUGGCCCAAGCAGAAUGGACGGAAGAUACAUACCACUGGAGUACAUUGUUCGAGAGCGCCGACUUGACGGUUGAUAUCUCCGAAGCUAUGUUCAUUUGUGCCGUUGCCAACGCCGGGCUGCACCUCGUGUCGCUUUCCCUAUCAAUAUUCCUGGCCGUGAUCUUCCGCAAGAUUUCUCACUUGCCACCUGAUAUGAAUCCGCUGGAAGACAAUCUGACUGCACGUCCCAAGAGAAGCCGCAAGGAAAUUGACAUAAGUGAGAAGCAUAUGAGCUCCUCCACGUUGAACUCGACCAUGGAAGAUCCUCUUAUUGGGCCUGCUCGCUCUGUCCCGUUCAUGCACACUCGCGGCCAGUCCUUCGGGGGUGAUUCUAACAGAGGGUCUGUGGAUAUGAUGAACGAGAAGCGUCAGUCCCAGACAUUCUUUCAACCACACCGACUAUCUCACAUAGAGCCAUCGAGCCCAACGCUCUUCCACACUCCCGCAAGUCAGCCUUAUGAUCUCACAUCCCAUACCCCGGCACCGGAAUACAGAAAUGUGCCUAAGCAAUUGCCGGAAAUUGUAGAUCCUACUACUCAAAUGCGCCAUCUGGCGUCACGAACUGCGGACAGAUCGGAUUCGGUAAGCCCCAUAUCUGACAACUGGGUCGCAUACUCGGAUCGUGCUCUGUCGCCAAUGAAUGAUGGAAUGAAUGAUGAACACAAUCAAGAUGGCAAUACCCUCCGUCAAUCAUCUUCGGUUUACAGUCGACGGACGGAUGCGACGGGUACCUCGACAGGGAGCACCAUGCGGGACUGGUUUGCAUACGGUCAAAAGCCUGCCAACAUUGGAAGUGUGAUUCCCGAGGACGCCCGGGGCGAGUAUGCAUCACUGUCGGCACGGGAGUAUUACGGAAAUGAAGAAGACAACAAUCACGAGCAGGACCUGGGUGAUACCCGUUUCAACAUCUUCCCCGACCCAGAAGAGAAUGACCAUGAUAUUCACGAGGAGACAUCUGGAGGCCUUCCCUUCAACCCCCUCAUGUUGAACCCUCCUACUCCACAGCCUGUUCUGACCGAGACUCUGGAGAACACCGAUCCCGUGCGGCGCAAUGCAUUGGGUGAUAACCCGAAUCUGUCGCAAAACCAGAAGGCUCAAGUGUUUGUGCCACAUGACGAUACCGAUUCUCUUCCAGCAAAGAGCCGCUUCUACGGUGAUUUGGAGGAAGAAGAUAAUUUUGGACGCGUCCGUUCUCGCGACCCGAGUGAUCAGAUCUCCCGCAAGCCGACAAAGCUCUCCAAAAAGCGCAGCAAGAAGAUGGCCGCUUACCAAUCUCUCAAAAAGGACGAUAGCGAUCAUGAGGGAUACCUGAGUCCCCCGGCCCCGUCAUCACCAGCUCUGAACGAGGGAGAUCGCAAGGGCCGCGUGGUCAGCAAUUCAGGCGCAGAUACCACUCGGCAAAGUCUUGUCGGCGGGGUUGGUGCAUCCCUUUCCUCAUAUGGCAGUUAUCUCGCAGGCCUGGGCGUUCCCAAGGUUGCUCGUCGGCGGGACGUGUCUGGUGCCAUUGUCGAGGAAGGCCGUGGUGGAAAGAGUAUUGAGGUGCAGCCUAACCAGAGCCCCAACUCGAACCAGUCACCGGUUCGGGCCGCAGGAUGGGCGCGGUUUGCCGGACUGUGA
Messenger RNA from Penicillium cinerascens, 2169 nucleotides. RefSeq lists its product as uncharacterized. The record is from RefSeq and is a predicted model, not a curated record. NCBI's taxonomy places the organism in Eukaryota, Fungi, Ascomycota, Eurotiomycetes, Eurotiales, Aspergillaceae. The coding region runs from base 1 to 2169 and encodes 722 amino acids. The transcript has 3 exons.